This is a messenger RNA of Fulvia fulva, 957 nucleotides long. RefSeq lists its product as uncharacterized. Bases 1 to 957 code for a protein of 318 amino acids. The record is from RefSeq and is a predicted model, not a curated record. The transcript has 3 exons. Gene Ontology annotation, molecular function: 3'-5'-RNA exonuclease activity. NCBI's taxonomy places the organism in Eukaryota, Fungi, Ascomycota, Dothideomycetes, Mycosphaerellales, Mycosphaerellaceae.
AUGGCGUCUUCAAACGACACGUCCAGCACGACAACACUUCCCACCAACGAUACCGACGGGAUGCAGAUUCCGGUGGGAUUGAGUAGUUUGCUAAUUAGGGUGGUGACGUACAACAUCCGCUACGCCGCCACAGGCUCCUCCCUCCAAGACGGCGAGCAAGUAUGGGACGGCAUCCGCGGCCCCCGCGUAACCUCCCAACUCCGCUUCACCACCCUCAACACCCCCGCCGCCUUCAUCAACCUCCAAGAAGUCCUCAAACCCCAACUCGACUCCAUCCUCGCGGGCCUUAACAAUUCCACCACAUCCCCCCCACCUCCUCCUCCUCAGCUUCGCCAGAAUGGACCUACAUCGGCCCCUAUCCUCUACCGCCCCUCCAUCUGGGAACUGUCGAAUUGGACGACCAUUUGGCUCUCCGAGACGCCCGAGGUCCCAUCGAAGGGCUGGGACGCGGGGAGUACGAGAAUUUUGACGAUUGGGGAGUUCGUGCAUAGGGAGAGUGGACGAGGUGUCGUGGCUAUGAAUACGCAUUUCGAUAAUGCAGGAUCUGUGUCGGGGGACAAUUCUGCUAGGAUUGUGACUGAGGAGAUUCUUGCGCGGCAAAGCGGUGGGAGUAGGGGUGGGAAUGGGGCGACCAAGCCGGUGAUCUUGACGGGUGAUUUCAAUUCCGAGCCGAAGCAGGAGGCGUAUCAGUAUCUUACAAAAGAGAAUUCCCCGGUAGAGGAUUUGCGGGAGCAGGUCCCCGAGGCGGAGAGGUAUGGGAAUAGGAUUGAGACGUUUACGCGCUUUGAUCGCGGGGAUGAGGCGCAUACGCUGAUUGAUCAUAUUUUGGUUGAUAAGAAGAGUGCGUGGGAGGUGAGGACGUAUGGGGUGCUUGCGAAUGUGUUUGAUGGGGGGGGGGGUUACUAUAGUGAUCAUCAGGCUGUUGUUAGUGAUUUGAGGUUAGAUCUGGAGGCGUGA